Messenger RNA from Staurois parvus, 336 nucleotides. Lineage: Eukaryota; Metazoa; Chordata; Amphibia; Anura; Ranidae. The record is from the annotation of a GenBank genome assembly.
UGGGCACUGGUGGGUGGCACUGGUGGGCACAGGUGGGCGGCACAGGUGGGCACUGGUGGGUGCAUUGCUGGGCACAGGUGGGUGCACUGUUGGGCACAGGUGGGUGCAUUGCUGGGCACAGGUGGGCGCAUUGCUGGGCACAGGUGGGCGCAUUGCUGGGCACAAGUGGGUGGAACUUGUGUGUGGCACAGGUGGGCACCGAUCAUCAGGGCACUGAUGAUCAGUGACCCUGAUGAUCAGUGCCGAUCCCUGUUCUGACAACUGCCGGUUUUCGGCAGUACUUUCCUCACGAUCUGACAGCGUGAGGAAAGUGCAGCCGAGAACCGGCAUUUGCAU